AUGACUCAAGUGACGCUUAUUUCGCUCGCCGUUUUCUGCGUUCUCUUCCCGACGACGUUGGCCGCGAUUCAGUGUUGGGUCGGUCAGGAGACCAUUUCGAACGGAAGACGCUUGGAUUCGGAGAUCGGAGGACCGUAUCAAUCGGGUGAGAUUUUGAGCAAACACUUAGCAAUAAAUUUGAAGGAUUUCUCCCUUUUGUUGAUUUUAUGCUAAUUUCUGACUCCUAAGGAUCUGUAACAGGUUUUCAAGUUGUUCUAACUGUCUGAAUUACGUCUAUGGGUCAUAUUCGUUCAGUUUCAAUUGACCGUUAGGCUGAUUCAAGUAUGGGGACGGAAGCUUAAAGGACAGACGCAUUGUUUUGUGAAACCCUUGUCAGGCACCUUCUCAAUCAUACUUUUCCUCGAAAACUGAAUCAAAAUUUGAAAAUCCCCCAAAUUUUCAGUGCAAUGCAACGACGCCGACUACUGCUUCAACAGCUACGUGAAACGACACAAAAAGGGCGACGACAGCUACACAAUCACGAAAAGUUGCGGAGAGACCGGAAAGUGCUUUGUGAGUCAGCGCAUUUUGUUGCAUAUUGGGAAACGGAAAGUGGAAACGAAUACGAACAAAGGUAGAAUCGAAAUGAGAAGGAGAACACGAAAAUUCCUGUAUCAAACAAUUUUUGAGCCCAAGAAGCUGGAAAUUGAUUCGUAUUUGAGCUCUAGACAAGACUUUCAUUGAAAAUGGCAUUACAGGAGGACGGGUGCCGCGGUCCAGGACACGAGAAAGUCUGCUGCUGCAGCGACAACAUGUGCAAUUCGAGCAACGGUCUGAAAUACCCGACCGCCGGCAUUCUCAUCAUCCUCUCACUCGUUUUCAGGCCCUAACUGA
This is a messenger RNA of Caenorhabditis sp. 36 PRJEB53466, 873 nucleotides long. The record is from the annotation of a GenBank genome assembly. NCBI's taxonomy places the organism in Eukaryota, Metazoa, Nematoda, Chromadorea, Rhabditida, Rhabditidae.